AUGAAAAAUGAAGAAGCAGUUCCCCACUACCCUGCUGAGAGUGGUACCUCUGUAUACCAAUUAAACUGUGCCGGUACAGAAAGCAGACUGGAUGCCUGCACUCAUGGAUGGAUAGGCUACCCCAGUUCAACGUACUGCUCGGCAACCUCGGCCGUGGACGCCGGGGUCGCCUGUGAAGCACCCGACGAUGGACAACUUCGUCUGGUGGACGGCAACGGCUACAACAGUGGCCGUGUGGAGAUAAAGUUUGCAGGAGGCUGGAGGCGCAUUUGUGACUAUGGAUGGGGAAGCAACGACGCCGCAGUUGUCUGCAGACAGUUGGGGUAUAGCGGAUACGUUAGUAGUGCAAGAGCCGAUGGAGACAUUCGCCUUCAAGAUGGAGACACACAGUACCAAGGACGUGUGGAGAUCUACUACAGCGGGGAGUGGCGGAGGGUGUGUGAGGAGGGGUGGGGACUUAACGACGCCAAAGUUGCCUGCAAGCAGCUAGGCUACGAAGAUGUCCACACGGCAUAUAUCAACUAUAACCCCAGAGGUACAGGAUCCUAUUGGUUGUCCGACAUCAAUUGUGCCGGAACUGAAGAGGGUUUGUACAACUGUUCUUCUCGAGGGUGGGGCACCAUCAACUCUUACUGUGGCACCGGAGACUACGACGAUGCUGGAGUCAUCUGUAAAGCACCUGGCGAUGGUGCAGUUCGCCUGGUGAACACAACUAGCCCCUACGAAGGCCGUGUUGAGGUGUACUAUGGUGGGGAGUGGGGGCGUGUUUGUGACUACAACUGGGGCUUCAGUGAUGCCAAGGUGGUUUGCAGGCAACUUGGAUUAGCUGGGGCUCAUACAUCUUUUAGGGGCUGGAGUCCUAGGGGCACCGUUGAUUGA
This is a messenger RNA of Lingula anatina, 879 nucleotides long. RefSeq lists its product as uncharacterized. Lineage: Eukaryota; Metazoa; Brachiopoda; Lingulata; Lingulida; Lingulidae. The record is from RefSeq and is a predicted model, not a curated record.